This is a messenger RNA of Cherax quadricarinatus, 1845 nucleotides long. Lineage: Eukaryota; Metazoa; Arthropoda; Malacostraca; Decapoda; Parastacidae. The record is from RefSeq and is a predicted model, not a curated record.
UGUCGUCACGGAGACUUGACACGCGCGCGCACCCACCAUAAUCCUUCCCUGCUGCAAUGUGUAGUUCACUGUUUAUAGCCAAGGUCGUAAUAGCCAAGCGUAUGUUUGCAAGAUAGUAGCGUGUAGAGGGGAAGGUGAGAGAGGGGUCCGGGUGGUCUAGGUGGAGAGUGAAGAGCCUAUGAUAUAGCAUUGCGGUGGGUUGGAGCCGCUACCCUUGCUGUGAAGAUCGAUGCGCGCAUGGCACUGGUAGUGGCGCUGCGCACACCACCUCAGUAGUGGAGCAGCGGGCGUGGGAAUCACCCUCCUCUGCCCUGCUGGCGAUUUUCCCGAGUGUUAUGCUGUGUGUUUCAAGUACAAAGUGAGCAGUAGUGAGCAGUGGUAUCGGUAGUGAACGUGGCAAAGGGUAAACAUGUACAAAUAGUCUGGUAGCGCAGGGUGGCAUCCCCAGUGUGUGUUGACUCUUCUGGCUCGCACCGGCGCCUGCCCCCACCAGCAACAUUCCCCCACACAGUAUGGCCUCGGUGGCCGCUUGGUUGCCCUUUGCUCGAGCAGCUGCCAUCGGAUGGGUUCCCAUCGCCAACAACCCAUUGCCGGCGCCGCCCAUCCCCAAGGAUAAGCGGCGCCCAGAUGAUGAGAAGCUGCUGAUCAAUGUGUCGGGGCGACGGUUCGAAACCUGGCGCAACACUCUCGAGAAGUACCCCGACACACUCCUCGGCUCCAACGAGAGAGAAUUCUUCUACGAUGAAGAAACCAAAGAAUAUUUCUUUGACCGAGAUCCGGAUAUAUUUCGGCAUAUUCUCAACUACUACCGCACGGGGAAGCUCCACUACCCAAAACAUGAGUGUCUAACUAGUUACGACGAGGAGCUCGCCUUCUUCGGCAUCAUUCCCGACGUGAUUGGAGAUUGUUGUUAUGAAGAUUAUCGUGACCGCAAGCGAGAAAAUGCCGAGCGACUUUUGGACGACAAACUCUCUGAAAGUGGAGAGCAAGACAAAUAUGUUUAUCGUACAAUACGUGAGCGCAUGUGGCGCGCAUUUGAAAACCCUCACACGUCCACGGCGGCGUUAGUGUUUUAUUACGUGACUGGGUUCUUCAUCGCCGUGUCUGUGAUGGCUAAUGUGGUAGAGACGGUACCGUGUGGACGCUUACCUGGCAAGAAGGAGUCGCAGCCUUGUGGUGAGCGCUACAAAAUAAUCUUCUUUUGUGGGGACACUGCGUGUGUGAUGAUCUUCACUGCAGAGUAUCUUCUGCGUAUGUUUGCAGCGCCCGAUCGCUGUAAAUUUGUUCGUUCUGUCAUGUCCAUCAUCGACGUGGUGGCUAUCCUGCCCUACUAUAUCGGGCUGGGCAUCACUGAUAAUGACGACGUCUCCGGAGCCUUCGUCACCCUCCGAGUGUUUCGAGUGUUCAGGAUCUUUAAGUUCUCCCGACACUCCCAAGGACUGCGUAUUCUGGGUUACACGCUAAAGUCCUGCGCCUCAGAACUGGGAUUCCUCGUCUUCUCUUUGGCCAUGGCCAUUAUCAUUUUCGCUACUGUCAUGUUCUACGCAGAAAAGAACGUAGAGGAGACCACCUUCACCUCCAUCCCAUCGGCGUUCUGGUACACCAUAGUCACCAUGACGACGUUAGGGUAAGUGUCAGUCCAUCUCCGGCUGGGAUGCUCUCAGCAUCUCUUUGUUUAUACUUUUCACCCUCUUCCUUAACUACAGUCGGUUCUUUUCUUCUCGACAGUUUAUCAAAUAAUCUUCAAUCAUUUGGCGAGCAUUGAAAGAAGUCUUUAGGAGUUAUGAAAGAACACGGAUGUUAUGAUGUCCUUCUGGUCAUUAUGGCAGAUGCACCGAAGGCUUG